This is a messenger RNA of Rhagoletis zephyria (snowberry fruit fly), 1835 nucleotides long. It is a transcript of the gene Polr3D, whose product is annotated as RNA polymerase III subunit C53. Lineage: Eukaryota; Metazoa; Arthropoda; Insecta; Diptera; Tephritidae. The record is from RefSeq and is a predicted model, not a curated record. Gene Ontology annotation, cellular component: RNA polymerase III complex. Gene Ontology annotation, molecular function: DNA binding. Gene Ontology annotation, biological process: tRNA transcription by RNA polymerase III.
GUCAUCGGUGGGCGAAACAGUCAAAACAACAACAAAACAUACAAACAGUGGAUAUAUUUGGAAGAAUUUACUUGCCACAUGUCCACAGAGAAUGGGAAUGUGCAUCAUAGUAAGCCAUCUAUUAGCAAAUAACAGCCUUUCUACUAAAAGCAGGAACAUUUGCGGAGGUAAUAUCUGAAAACUUUGUACUACUCGUCAUAGAACUGGGCGUCGGUGUGGCAUUGCUAAAACUGUGCGGCACAAAAGACAACAAAAGAAGUGAUCAACAUGAACGGCAGCUCUGCAGCAACUACACCAACGCUUCAUAAAUUGUCAUCAUUGAAGCCGGCUCGGGAUUUAACGUUAGGCGGACGUGGUGGUGGUGGCGCUGCCGCUAAUAAUGCAGCCAAAAAAGUAUUCACGCCCAACCUCAAUGUGGUGCGCAACAAGAACACCAACGUUAAAACAUCGAAAGACACCACAGCGCGUGGUGGUCGUGGAGGCGGUCGAGGUGCGCGUGGUGGACGUGGCGCUGGCAGUGGAUUGCGUGGCGGUCGGGGCGGUGCUGCUGGCGCUGCUAAUUCGUCCCUCAUACAAACUACCGGCGUUUUCUCAGAAGGUGCUGGUGCUGUUAAUAUACGCAAAACCAGCUCAGGAGGUUCAGGCUUUGGCAGUCGAACCAACGAUGAUGCAACCGCCUCACAAAUGCGUAGACCAACAAUUAUCAAAAGUGAACACUUGAAGAAAAUUGAUUUGAAAGCAGAUGAAGAGCAUGUACGUGAAUUACUGGGUGAUACGGACGAAGAUGAUUUCGGAGAUGAAAAGACUGAAUUAGAGCAGAUACCGGUCAAAUUAAAUGAGGAUUCUGCCGUCGCUAUUGCACAAACAUUACAAUCGUUGGCUGUUAAGCAGCAUCAACGCACAAAUAGUGCCUUGGCACGGUAUCCUGCGUCCGUAGGUGAACUACUGGACUUGUCACAAUCUCAAUUGUUACUACUGCAGCUGCCAGAUGCAUUACCAUGUGAAGGCGAUGUAGAGGAAGUAGCUGAUAAAACACUGCAGGAUAAAAAAGCAUCAGCGGAUACGCCAUCUACAUCACAAAAUCCACCCGCUUCGAAACCCCCUCCAAAACGUAUAUCUCUUAAAGAAAUGGAGGAAGGUAAAAUUGGCAAAUUGCUGCGUUAUAAAUCGGGUAAAGUAAAGCUCGUAUUCGGCAAUACAUAUUUCGAUCUGAAUAUGGGCAUGGAAACGGGUUUCCUACAGGACCUCAUGUCGAUCAAUACGAAUCGAGAAGAGCGUAGUGGUAACAUGAUUAAUCUGGGUCCCAUACAAGCCAAACUCACCGCCACACCCGACUGGGAACAUCUAAUGGAGCAGGAGGAACGGCGGCAGCGGCCAAAGCCAGCAUAGCAUCGCAAAUGCAUUAGUUUACGUUUAUAUAAAUUUAGUAAUGUAUUAUUUGUUGUUUUAAUUUAACAGCUACUUGUAGGUAACUAUAGUCAUAGUAAAAGCUUAACCGAAAUAGGCAUAUUCUGUGAAAUUAGGUAGCGUAGUGAAAGCGCAAAGAAUUUAGUAACAAUGCAUCCUACUUUUUGUAAUACAGUGUACACAUGAAGAAACUGAUAUCUAUAAAUGGAAAAUCCAUGUAAAUUGCUACUUUAAUUCAAUUAGGUUACAAGUUAAGGAAAAAUAUGGGAGAUCAAAUUUAACUUGGGAGCACAAGAACCGUUAAAUUUAAAAAAAAUAUAUGAAGUUUGUUAAUGAGUGCAUGUGCGACACAAAAUUCCUAUAUUCAAUAAUUUUGUUGGGCGAAAAAAUUUAAAAUUUUCAAAUAAAACAUGCAAAACAUUACCAGA